Molecule: messenger RNA, 1292 nt
Organism: Dipodomys ordii (Ord's kangaroo rat)
Lineage: Eukaryota; Metazoa; Chordata; Mammalia; Rodentia; Heteromyidae
Product: membrane-spanning 4-domains subfamily A member 4A-like
Exons: 7
Coding region: 47-832 (261 amino acids)
Cellular component (GO): membrane; Golgi apparatus
Source: RefSeq, a predicted model, not a curated record
UCCCCCACACCCCUCAGACCACAGAGGGAGCUGUGCGGUGAACUUGAUGGAUGUCCCCAGAGCUUUGCCCUCAUCAGACACCCAACUAACAUUAACAGGCGAAAGCAGCACCGUUUCUGCUGUGAUGGCAACCAGACAUAUUUCAGGAGAGACCACACUGGAGGCUGUUCCUGAUGCAAAGAAUUCUGGGAAAGUUGUUUCUCUCGAGUCAGAUCUGUGGAGACAAAGAACAGCAAGGUUCUUGGAGGGAGAGCCCAAAGUGUUGGGGGUUGUGCAAAUUAUGAUUGCUCUGAUAACACUCAUCCUUGGAGCAGUAAUGCAGAGGGCUACAACUCACAUGUAUCUAUGUGACACAGAAAGUACCAUUUCAGUUUGCUCCUGCUAUUCAUUUUGGGGGUCACUGAUGUUUAUGAUUUCCGGAUCUUUGUCACUUUCAGCAGGAAUAAAAACCACAAAUUGUCUGAUCCAAAGCAGUCUGGUCAUGAACAUCAUCAGCUCUGUGUUAGCUGCAGGAGGGAUCUUUAUCAACUUUUUCAGCCUCUUCAUACAGUCAGCUGCUUACCAUCAAAGGCAUCCCCAAAAUAAGUCCUUGGCCCGAUUCAUUUUCAUGAGCAUGGAUGGUAUUCUACUUCUUUUCAGCAUGCUGGAAUUCUGCAUUUCUGUGUCCAAUUCAGCAUUUGGAUGUAAAGUCGCAUGUUGUAGCUCUAGUGAGGUUGUGCUAGUUAUGCCACCAGAAUCUAAGAAGGCAGGAACGGCUUCUCCUGCGCUUCUUGAACAAGGUGUGAUGCCACCAACAGGUCUAUAUAACAAUGUGCCAGAAAAUUAUUACUGACGUCACUGCAGGAAAUACACAUCAGAAGCCCUGGAAUCCAGCUCUAAUUUGUACGUGUGUGUGUGUGUGUGUCUGCAUAAAUUUGGAAUCAUGCUCUCCUAUUUUUUUCUCCAGGAACUUGACAAUUCACUGCAUUAGCUCCUUAUUAGAAUAACAACAGUUUUAGAAAUUAUGAGCCGUCAUCCGUAUGGAUUUGCACUCAUAAUUUCUCUGUCUUUCUCACUUCCCCUCUUCCCUUCCAGUGUUUCUCGCUGCACCAUAUUAUCCCUUAAUCAAAUUUAUGUGCUAUUUAUAUUAUGCAAAACAUGGCAUUAACUCAAAAUUUAUGUCUCAUAUGCUUGCUUUAGAACAUUAAUUGAUACAUUUUGGAGGCUUUCUGGGCAAUUAACCUUGGAUUUUCAUGUUGUAAAACCCAAUAUCUCUCCUCUCAGACUAUGAGAAAUAAAUUUCUGACAAAUUA